AUGAGCGACAAGGUUGAGAGCAUCAGCCCAUACGGGCCAGCUCGGUCCACCGUCAAGGGCACUCCGCUGUCCGAGAAGGAGCUCAAAGAAUACAAUGACUUCUGGAAAGCCUCACUGUAUCUGUCCCUUGGUAUGAUCUACCUGCGGGAAAACCCCCUCCUACGAGAGCCCCUGAAAUUGGAGCACAUCAAGGCACGUCUGCUGGGCCACUUCGGCUCCGCUCCCGGCCAGAUUUUCACAUGGAUGCAUUUCAACCGUCUGAUCAAAAAGUACGACCUUGAUGCAUUCUUCGUGUCCGGCCCCGGCCACGGUGCUCCGGCCGUCCUCUCCCAGUCCUACCUGGAGGGUGUCUACUCGGAGGUCUACCCCGACAAGUCCGAGGACGUAGAGGGCAUGCAGAAGUUCUUCAAGUCCUUCUCUUUCCCCGGCGGAAUUGGCUCUCACGCUACUCCCGAGACUCCCGGCAGUAUCCACGAGGGUGGAGAGCUGGGUUAUUCCAUCUCCCACGCCUUCGGCGCCGUCUACGACAACCCGGACCUCAUUGCCCUCACCAUGGUCGGUGACGGUGAGGCCGAAACCGGUCCGCUGGCCACUGCCUGGCACAGCAACAAAUUCCUGAAUCCCAUCAGCGACGGUGCUGUACUGCCCGUUCUCCACCUCAACGGCUACAAGAUCAACAACCCCACAAUUCUCGCCCGUGUAAGUCACAAGGAGCUCGAGAACCUCUUCAUUGGUUACGGCUGGACACCGUACUUUGUCGAGGGUGACGAUAUCGACACGAUGCACCAGGCCAUGGCCGCCACAAUGGAGCAGGCCGUGCUCGACAUCAAGAAGUACCAGAAGGAGGCACGUGACUCCGGCAAGGCGACCCGGCCGCUGUGGCCCAUGAUCGUCCUCCGCACGCCCAAGGGCUGGACCGGUCCCCGAAAGAUCGACAACAACUACCUGGAGGGCUUCUGGCGUGCUCACCAGGUCCCCAUCACCGAUGUUGCCACCAACCCCAAGCAUCUUGAGCUUCUCGAGCAGUGGAUGCGCAGCUACGAGCCCGACAGGCUCUUCGGCAAGGAUGGCCGCAUCAGCGAAGAGCUCAAGGCUGCCAUGUGCCCCACUGGCAACCGUCGCAUGAGCGCCAACCCCGUCGGCAAUGGCGGUAUCCUGCGCAAGCCGCUGAAGAUGCCCGACUUCAGAGAUUAUGCUAUUAAGGUUGAUAAGCCGGGUGUCACAAUGGACGCCUCCAUGACCAACAUGGCUGGCUUCUUGCGCGAUAUCAUCGCCAAGAACCAGACCAACUUCCGUUUGUUCGGCCCUGAUGAGACCGAGUCCAACAAGCUCUCCAAGGUUUACGAGGCGGGACAGAAGGUAUGGAUGGGCGAGUACUUCGAGGAAGAUGCCAACGGCGGCAACCUGUCCCCAGCUGGCCGUGUUAUGGAGAUGCUAUCCGAGCACACCUGCGAGGGUUGGCUUGAGGGUUACAUUCUCAGCGGUCGCCACGGUAUGCUAAACUCUUACGAGCCCUUCAUUCACGUCAUCGACUCCAUGGUCAACCAGCACUGCAAGUGGCUCGAGAAGUGUAACGAGGUGGAUUGGCGUGUAAAGAUCGCCUCCCUCAACAUCCUCUUGACUGCCGUCGUCUGGCGACAGGAUCACAACGGUUUCACUCACCAAGAUCCUGGUUUCCUCGAUGUCGUCGCCAACAAGGACCCCGAGGUCGUCCGUAUCUACUUGCCACCUGAUGGCAACUGCCUGUUGUCCGUCAUGGAUCACUGCUUGCGUUCAUCCAACUACGUCAACGUUGUUGUCGCUGAUAAGCAGGAGCAUCUGCAAUACCUCUCCAUGGAGGCUGCCGUCGAGCACUGCACCAAGGGUAUCGGUAUCUGGCCCCAGUUCAGCACUGAUGCCGGUCAGGAGCCCGACCUAGUCAUGGCUUCUUGCGGUGAUAUCUCCACCCACGAGUCACUUGCUGCCAUCGACUUGCUGCUCCAGCACUUCCCCGAGCUUAAGAUCAGAUGCGUCAACUGCGUCGAUCUAUUCAAGCUGAUCAGCCACGUCGACCACCCGCACGGUCUUACCGACGCUGAGUGGACCGCCCUAUUCACCGACGACAAGCCGGUCAUCUUCAACUUCCACAGCUACCCAUGGCUCGUACAUCGUCUGACGUACAAGCGACCAGGCAGCCAUAACCUGCACGUCCGCGGCUACAAGGAGAAGGGCAACAUCGAUACCCCUCUUGAGCUGGCCAUCCGCAACCAGACCGAUCGAUUCAGUCUGGCCAUGGACGCCAUCGACCGCAUGCCCGCGCUACACAACCGCGGCGCCGCGGCCCGAUCCGCCCUCCUCAACGCCCAGAUCAAGGCCCGCAACGAGGCCUUCGAGAACGGCAUUGACCCAGCCUUCCUCAAGAACUGGACCUGGCCCCACACUGGACUGUGGAAGAACGCCGUCAACAAGCUGGCCGGUUAA
Phaeoacremonium minimum UCRPA7 is the source of this 2460-nucleotide messenger RNA. RefSeq names its product putative xylulose-5-phosphate phosphoketolase protein. Gene Ontology annotation, molecular function: aldehyde-lyase activity. Lineage: Eukaryota; Fungi; Ascomycota; Sordariomycetes; Togniniales; Togniniaceae. The transcript is spliced from 2 exons. The coding region runs from base 1 to 2460 and encodes 819 amino acids. The record is from RefSeq and is a predicted model, not a curated record. Gene Ontology annotation, biological process: carbohydrate metabolic process.